UGGUCAUGGAGAUGGAACAGGUCUUUGGAGAGCUUAAGCUUAAACAUAUGAGCAGCAGUUAAAUACCGUUGCAGGGGCCUGGCCUUCUUCUUCUCUGAGAGGUGAACUGAAUAGACCAUGGAUAUUUUUCUUGUGCUUUUUGGUUGUUUAGCUCUUGUAAUGCUGGUGCAUGGGAAGACUAAACCAGGUUUCAUAAGCAUCGAUUGUGGGUUAGCUCCAGGUUCUGAGUACACUGAUAAUGAAACCCAGAUAAGUUACUUAUCGGAUGCAGAAUACAUAGAUACUGGGAGGAAUUAUAAUGUUUCCGAGGAAAUCACUUCCAGGCAUAAUCUCAAAAAGCAUUUCAUGAAUGUUAGAAGCUUCCCAGAAGGAGCCAGGAACUGUUAUACCUUACGACCAGAACAAGGAAAGGAUAAUAAGUAUUUGAUCAGAGCUUUAUUCAUGUAUGGGAAUUAUGACUCCAAGAAUCAAUUUCCAGAAUUCAAACUAUAUCUGGGUACUGAUGAAUGGGACACUGUCAACAUUGGGGAUUCAUCUACAGCUUUAUGGAAGGAAAUUAUACACGCCCCGAAAACAAAUGACAUAGAUGUGUGUCUAGUAAACAUCGAUUCUGGGACACCUUUCAUUUCAGUGUUAGAGCUUCGACCGCUUAAUAAUUCCAUUUAUGAUAAGACUGAACCCGGGUCACUGCUAUUCUAUAACAGGUGGGAUUUUGGUGCAGAACAAGAUACGGAAAUCAGGGACAAAGAUGAUGUUUUCGACCGCAUUUGGACCCCAUUCAGAUUGGGUUCUUGGGAAUCCAUUAAUGCAUCGUAUGAGAGUUAUACCCUUAGUACCAGUGAAUAUAGGCUUCCACGGACAGUCAUGGCGACUGCUGCAACGCCUGCAAAUGAAAGUGAAUCCUUGCGCCUCUCUUUGAACAUCAGUGGUGAUCCUUCUCAGAAGUUAUACAUGUACAUGCACUUUGCCGAGGUUGAGAAACUCAAUGAAGGCGAGUUGAGAGAAUUUACUAUCUCACUGAAUGAUGAUGAGUCAUGGGGUGGUGGGGCUCUCACUCCUCCAUACCUGUCUUCCGACACGUUGUAUAGUACAAAUUCUGUUAGUGGAAGCACCACAAACAAACUGUUAUUUACAAUUAAAAAGACAGGUAGAUCCACACGUCCGCCCAUUAUCAAUGCUAUGGAGGUUUACAAGAUAAAAGAUUUCUCACAAUCAUCAACUCUCCAAGGCGAUGUUGAUGCUAUCAAGAAGAUCAAAUCAGUGUACACAAUGAGCAGAAACUGGCAAGGAGAUCCAUGUCUCCCGGAGUCGUACCGGUGGACUGGCCUGAGCUGCAGCAAGAGUGGUUCUCCUAGUAUCAUCUCCUUGAACCUCUCAUCCAGCAGUCUGACUGGGAAGAUAGACUCUUCAUUCUCCACUCUCACCUCUUUGCAAUAUUUAGAUUUAUCUUACAAUAACUUAACUGGAGAAAUACCAGAUUUUCUAGCUGAGCUGACUUCCUUGAACUCCCUGAACUUAUCAGGGAACAAUUUCACAGGGUCAGUUCCAUUGGCUCUUCUUAGAAAAUCAGAUAAGGAAUCCCUGUCUUUGAGUUUGGAUGGGAAUCCAUAUCUUUGUAAGACAAACUCAUGUGCUGAGGAGGAAGAGAAGCAGAAGAAGAAGGGUAGGAAUAUUACUGUUCCAGUAGUUGCAUCCGUUGCAUCCAUUGCUUCAGUUCUACUCCUCUUAGCUGCAUUAGCCACCUUGUGGAGAUUUAAAAUAAGAAGAAAGCAUGGAACAGAUGGCAAACCUAAGGAAGAAAAAAAGGUAUUGGAUUCGAAGAAUCAAUGCUUCAGUUACUCUGAGGUGGUGAGCAUCACUGACAACUUCCAAAAGGUGCUCGGAAAAGGAGGAUUUGGAGCAGUUUACAGUGGCCAUUUGAAAGAUGGCACUCAAGUUGCUGUCAAGAUGCUCUCGCCAUCAUCAGCUCAAGGGUCUAAACAAUUCCGGACCGAGGCUCAGCUGUUGGCAAGAGUUCAUCAUAGAAACUUGGCUUCUCUGGUUGGAUACUGUGAUGAAGGUUCAAACAUGGGGCUCAUUUAUGAGUACAUGGCUAAUGGGAACUUAGAAGAGCUUUUAUCAGGUAAAAAUGCACCUGUCUUGAGUUGGGAACAAAGACUUCGAAUUGCAAUUGAUGCAGCACAAGCACUGGAAUAUUUGCAUAAUGGUUGCAAACCACCCAUAAUCCACAGAGAUGUUAAGACUGCAAACAUCUUACUGAAUGAGAAACUGCAAGCCAAAGUUGGGGAUUUUGGGAUGUCCAGAAUCAUUCCCUUUGAAUCUGAAACUCAUGUAUCAACUGCAGUUGUUGGCACGCCCGGGUACCUUGAUCCUGAGUAUUACAUAACAGCGAGGUUGAACGAGAAAAGUGAUGUUUAUAGCUUUGGGAUUGUUCUGUUGGAGCUUAUUUCAGGAAAACCUGCAAUAAUAGGUAGCCAUGGGAACAAGGAGCACAUAGUCCAAUGGGUUAGUCCAAUUAUUUCCAGAGGAGAAAUAAGAAGCAUUGUGGAUCCGAGAUUAGAAGGAGACUUGAUCAACACCAAUUCUGUGUGGAAAGCUGUGGAGACUGCAAUGGCUUGUGUUCCAUCCAUCUCCAUCCAGAGGCCAACCAUGAGUGAGGUGGUAGGGGAACUAAAGGAGUGUUUGAAUAUAGAGAUAAGAGAUGAAAGAGCUUUUAAUGUGAAAGAGGACAAUGGCAUAAUAUCAAGCUAUUCACCUGAAAUGGUUGUUUUAGGUAUUGAUGAAGAUGCAAUGGGUCCCCAAGCAAGGUAGAAAUUUUUGUACAACAUGCAGGCGCAUACUUCUAUCUGUUUCUUGACUACAAACAUGUUUGUAGAACUUAUAUAUUAAUGUUCUUUCCGAAUUUAAUAAUAAUAAAAUAAAA
This is a messenger RNA of Vitis riparia (riverbank grape), 2923 nucleotides long. Its product is annotated as putative leucine-rich repeat receptor-like protein kinase At2g19210. The record is from RefSeq and is a predicted model, not a curated record. Gene Ontology annotation, molecular function: ATP binding; protein binding; protein kinase activity. The transcript is spliced from 13 exons. NCBI's taxonomy places the organism in Eukaryota, Viridiplantae, Streptophyta, Magnoliopsida, Vitales, Vitaceae. Gene Ontology annotation, biological process: protein phosphorylation. Bases 118 to 2811 code for a protein of 897 amino acids.